AUGGCAGGCUCCGACGGUAGCGAAGAUGCCGAAGCCGGUCUGCAAACGCCGAGAGCACAGACAGCCUCCACCUCGGCAUCUUCUGCUGCCCGGAAAGCUCGCCGCUAUGGAUUUGCGUGCUCAAGCUGCAAAGCUCGCAAGGUCAAGUGCAGUGGAAUUCGGCCCAUCUGUACGGGAUGCCGCCGGUCCGGGGAGACGUGCAGCUGGCCGACACAGACCUCGGCCGAGUCCCGACUUCGAGAGGCAAAUGCUCGCAUCCGGAAUCUAGAGGCAUCAAUAAGGAGUCCGAUUCGGUCUUCCAACGAGCCUCAGCCAGAACUCGAGACACCUGAUACCGACGCUACGAAUGCCGGUACGGCUCGCAGCCACCCACUUUCUCAUGAUGGCAGUCGCGCUGCUGAAGCCAAUACCGACACGGAGGGUUCACUUUGGUUCCAGGUCGGUCUCGGAGAAGACGGUACUGUGAUCUACAACGGUCCGACGAGUCGUUUUCACGCUGGGUCCCUCGAGGAAACCCACUUGACCGGCGAAAAUCAGGAUAGCGACCCCAAACGAGCGCAAGUAGAAGUUCUACAGUCUCAGUAUGCUCUGAUGGACUCUGUAUGGCUCCCCCUCAUCGCUGCGAAACCAGCAAUGAACGGCACCGGCAUUGACACCACUCUCGGCAUGGCCCUGCUUGAUAUCUACUGGACCUGGCUACACCCACUUCAUAGCUGUGUGUACAGACCUAUCCUGAUGAUGGAUCUUGCUCUAGGGGGGCCAUAUUGCACCGACUUCUUACUCCUAUGUAUCUUCGGUCUAGCAGCUCGGCAUCUGCCUGAACAAGUUACCGCAGCAGGUGGAGUGGAGAGAGGCGACCAGUUCAUCACACGUGCAAGGGAGCUGUUACUGAAGGAAAUGACGGCCAUGAAGCCAGCGAUUCCUACAAUUCAGGGGUUGCUGAUUCUUGGCGGGCGCCAGUGUGCCAUGGGGAAAAGCUCCGAAGGUUGGUUAUACACCGGCAUGGCAGUACGGAUGAUGAAAGACAUUGGGCUUCAUCUGGACAUCACUAAGCUCUCCAGGCUUGAGAGAUGGACACCUGCUGAGAUAGAGACUCGAAAGAGGCUGUACAACUCGGCUUACAUCUGGGAUAAGACACUGAGCCUGGCCCUAGGCCGUCCACCCUCUCUGAUACGACGUCCUUACCCUGCUCAGGAUAUACUGGAUAAAGUUGACGAUCAACGCUCUUGGAAGCCUGUUCAAGCUACUGAAGUCUCCGAAAACUUCGUUGCUUCGCCUUCCUGGACGACAACAGCCUUUUGUGCGUUUUGUCGGCUUCACGAAGCCACUACGGAUAUGAUGUUGCUGUUCUCGAGCACAAGCAGGAACGAGGAGUUCACUACACAGAUGGAGGAGCUUGAUAGCAGGAUAUGCCAGUGGUAUGAUGAGAUUCCAAGUCCAUUAAGAAUCGAGGACGCAUCCAUGUUGGAUCAAAGCCCUCCGCCACACAUUGUGUCAUUAAAGUAA
This is a messenger RNA of Colletotrichum scovillei, 1506 nucleotides long. RefSeq lists its product as uncharacterized. Gene Ontology annotation, molecular function: DNA-binding transcription factor activity, RNA polymerase II-specific; zinc ion binding; DNA binding. The record is from RefSeq and is a predicted model, not a curated record. Gene Ontology annotation, biological process: regulation of DNA-templated transcription; DNA-templated transcription. NCBI's taxonomy places the organism in Eukaryota, Fungi, Ascomycota, Sordariomycetes, Glomerellales, Glomerellaceae. The transcript has a single exon. Bases 1 to 1506 code for a protein of 501 amino acids.